UAUGAUUUAAUAUCCUGAUCUAGAUAAACCAGUUAGUAAUUAUAAGUAAGCAUGCAAAUUACAUAGUUAUCCUCCUCUUGAUGAAAAUGCUUAAGCAAUUUAAAUAGGAUAACCUAUAUAAGCAACCUAAUGGUCGAAUAAUUAAGCGAAUUGGAUUCAAUAAGGAAAUUUUGCAUAAAAUAUUCCUGCAAUUCCAAUUACUCAAUAUCCUAGUUCUUUAUAGUAUAGGAGCUUUGGUAAAGUUUAAGACUUGAUGAAUAGGAGAACUUGAUAAAGAGAAUCUUCCUCCUUAUUCUUUAAAUAUUAGAUGUCCUGAAUGUGCUGGUGUAAUUUAAACAAAGUUAGCCUAUGUUCCAGGAUGUCUUUCUUUUAGUUUAUGUUUAACAAUGUGUGCUUUUGGGUUAUUUUGUGGGUAUUAUUAAAAUGAUUGUUUAAUAAUUAGUUGUUGUUUAAUACCAUUCUGUAUAAAAUCUUGCAAACGUUAAGUACAUUAAUGUCCUUUAUGUGAAAAAGUAUUGGGAGAGGUGAAAUGACA
Paramecium sonneborni is the source of this 535-nucleotide messenger RNA. NCBI's taxonomy places the organism in Eukaryota, Ciliophora, Oligohymenophorea, Peniculida, Parameciidae. The record is from the annotation of a GenBank genome assembly.